UUUGAUAAUUGAAAUUGACUGAAAUACAAUUGAAACACAAUGUUGUGGUGACGUCGAGUGAAAUAAAGAAUACAUAUUUUCGAACUUUAAAAAGGAAAAGUAAAUUUAAAGUUUUAAAAAAUCUUGCUCUGACAUCACAGAUUGUUGAUAUCUGCGCCACAGCAGUGCACAAACAAAACAAAGCCACACACUCGGAGCUCGUCCUCGUGGGGAAGGUGUUGCGCUGUGCGGACUGCGGGACUUUAGGGGUAUAGGAGAGAGUGGCGACGUUCUCUUUGAUUGCUGGGGACAUUUUCCUGGAAAUACGGGCUCUUAUUUGUAUUCAUUUUUUUUUCUACGUUCUUAUAAAGUUUGAGGAGCACUCCGCUCUUGCUGCCCGUGUCAGUGUGCCAGGCUACAAAAAUUGUCAACAAUGAGCUCCACUCCCCCAAAAAGCCCGGAGGAGGCUUUGGGAGAGUCUUGGGUGGAUCUGACGUACCAGACGGCGUCGCCGCGGCGCGCUACCCCGCUGCCGCUGGGCAGCGAGGACUACCUGCGCCUGCUGCGGGAGGCGCAGCGUGAGAGCAACGCCACGUCCACGCGCGGCUCGCUGGCCUCCUCUCGGCGUGACUCGCCCAAAGACUGCGUCUCGCCCAAGUCGCCGCCCAACAGCCCGAACCCCGAGUUUGCCACUGACCUGGAGGAGCUGCGCGACUACUACCUCAACAAGGAGGAUGUUCUCGGGAUGGAGAAGAGCACCGACUGGGUCUGGGACUGGAGCAGUCGGCCCGACCUCACACCGCCAAAAGACUGGCGGUUCCGACACCCGACCGGGCUGACCAACCGGGCGCUGAGCAUCCGCAACGCCAAGGUGGGCAACACGGGCAUCUUCUCGCGUGGCGUGCUCUGCACCUUCAUCGUCACCAACAUCCUGUCGCUGCUGCUCGGCGCCGGCCUCGGCUACUGGCUGAGUAAGAAGACGGUGGUGCUGCAGCUGGUGCCGCUGGACUAGGCGCCGCGCCGGUCGGCCGCGCCGCCCCGACCCGGCGGCCGGCACAUGUGAUAUGGGACUGAGGGAGACACUGGCGGGCAGUGAGGACGGUGCGGCGGGCACCCGCCCCGGGCACUGCCGACUCGACACGCCGCGACGACACGAUUCGGGCCAUACCGGCUGUAACCGGUGUGCUGAGCGGCCGGCUCGGCCUCAUCCGACAAUAAUUAUUGGCAGCGCUGAGGGCGCGGCCCAGCGGCGGUGGCGACCCCUGCCGUGGAGACUUUGGCGCUGUCUACGGCAGUGUCGUUAGCGACGUCUAUCGCCGGCCUCUGCACGGUGACCACCGCUGAGAGCUGGUCCCAGUCGACUGGCGAGGUCCGUGGCUCUCUCAGCUGGUGUCGUGAGGCCUGGAAUCGGCUGCCGCCAGAGGAACACCUUGGCUAGCUGUCGGAUGGCCGAUGCUAGGUAUUCGCGAUCACCACAGUGCUAAAUCGGAAUGUCGCGACGGUUUCUCGGAUAGUGCAUAUUGUUAGUUACUUCUUAUUAUGGUUUAGCUCCGAUGAAAUGUAUUGUAACUUUGAAACCCGGUGCAUGCAUGUAUAUUUUUGUAUUCUUUCUAUAUGUUUAUAUCAUUGACCCUAACCUGCUCUAUAAAUGUCCAGUUUUAGCCUAAUCUCUGUGGAAAGAUGUAAAUCUUCUUGAAGUCAUCUUACGCAAAAUUGUUGUACACGUAUGUGAAAAUACGUGUUCAGUCAUGCUAGCCAAAUUUUACCGAUGUCUGCUUCCGUGUCACCACGCUGUUGCUGCCCCAAUGGACUAUAAUUGCCACCUGUGAUGUAUUUUUGUACCGUUAAAUCGCGGUCGGCGGCCUGGCCCGCGAGUGAGGCGCGGCGGUCCGCUCUUGUGUUUCUGUCUGUAACUGGACAGUCGGGCAGCGGUCCGGCGCGCGGCACACUACGGCGCCAGCCUCUGCUGGACGGCAGCGCGUCUGCACGGCGCGGGCGCCGGAUCUUCAGUCCCGGGCCGGUCCUGGCGGGCCGCUGGAGCCCUCUGUGCGGCGCGCGGUGACUCGCCGCUCGGGACCGGGCGCCGCCAGCGCCGCGCGCGCGCCUACUGUCCCCAGUUAAAGGCCCGGCAUCGGUAAGAUCGCUUUAACUAGGUGUAGUGUGGCGUGACGCGUCCUCUGCGUACUUCUAGUUCCAGUUAGUUCAAUAAACUCUUUUAUGUU
Amphibalanus amphitrite is the source of this 2201-nucleotide messenger RNA. RefSeq names its product BCL2/adenovirus E1B 19 kDa protein-interacting protein 3-like. Gene Ontology annotation, cellular component: nucleus; mitochondrial envelope; mitochondrial outer membrane. The record is from RefSeq and is a predicted model, not a curated record. The transcript has 6 exons. Bases 413 to 991 code for a protein of 192 amino acids. Gene Ontology annotation, biological process: mitochondrial outer membrane permeabilization; positive regulation of apoptotic process. Lineage: Eukaryota; Metazoa; Arthropoda; Thecostraca; Balanomorpha; Balanidae.